CAUUUAAAAGUAACGCAAACUCUGCACUAGGUAGCAAGUGAACCAUGAGGUAGAGAGCACAGAAACUGGCCUGAAAGGAGAGGGAAUAAAUGUGAAUUAUCAGAUUAUAAUGAAGCAUUACAAAACUGUAAUGUACUGUAAAUGUAAAUGUAAGUUGAUUCUAGAAUCGUGCGUGGCUUUGUGGGCUUUCUCUCCUUGUGCUUGUGUGCGUUUGGUGGUUGUGCCACGGAAACCAGCACUUUUGCAAUGGGGUCUAUGCUUGGUGACUGGCCCUCGUUUGACCCCCACAAUUUCAGCCAACUUCGACCUUCUGAUCCUUCCAACCCAUCUAAAAUGACACCAGCCACCUAUCAUCCUACUCAUAGCCGAACUCUUCCACCACCUAAUCAUGUAAUUACAACUGAAGUAAAAAAUAUUCUUAUGAGAAAUAUCUGUCAGUGUGCUGAAGAGAAGUUGAGACCAAAGAGAGCUGCCUCCGAACAUCUAAUUCUGGAGCGUGAAUGCAAGCAACCGAGGGCUUCUACCUCACCCUAAAGCUUUUCUGCUUUAAUUGGAAAUCCAACAGUUCUAUUGUCCAUGUAGAUAUAAAAUGUCAAAUAUGUGCUAAGUUGUUGUAAAAUGAUGCUUGAUUACCCACCCAAUUGUCGACCUGUGAAAUUAGACAAGUACAUUUUGAGCCUACAAAUUACCCAGGUGAUCCCUAAAAGAAGUUACAGUAUGAUACAUGGUUUUGUGUUUCUGUGCCUUUGUUAUGGUUUAUGCGGUGAGACUGCUGCCCGCACCAAUGCCCCAUAUGUUUAUGGUGCAAGCAUUGUUGUUCUUGGUGAUGUACUUUAUUAAUUCAAAGUCUGGUUAGGGUUUUGUCUUGGGUGUGAUUUGGUGAAGUAGAGAAAUUGUAUAUAUUGUCUAUGUUGACUCAAACGAAUAUAAUCUAUUUUAAAGCUUCAGAAGGACAA
Messenger RNA from Mangifera indica (mango), 956 nucleotides. Its product is annotated as DET1- and DDB1-associated protein 1-like. The record is from RefSeq and is a predicted model, not a curated record. Gene Ontology annotation, biological process: positive regulation of proteasomal ubiquitin-dependent protein catabolic process. NCBI's taxonomy places the organism in Eukaryota, Viridiplantae, Streptophyta, Magnoliopsida, Sapindales, Anacardiaceae. The transcript is spliced from 4 exons. The coding region runs from base 247 to 534 and encodes 95 amino acids. Gene Ontology annotation, cellular component: Cul4-RING E3 ubiquitin ligase complex.